UUACUUUUCUCCAUCGCACUGCGCUUCGCACGUUUCUUUCGGUUGGCAAUUUUGUUGUGUGUAACUGUUCUUUUCCGGGUGCAAAACUCUCUCUCCUAGGACUUUGGGGCCUUGACUCCCCUAUUUCACAGUUCCUAGCGGUUCCCAGAGGGGCGUGUGGCACGGCUGAUAAGUUAUCAAGUUGUGAUCGACUGCAGUGCUGUGUUUGUUAUUUUUCGCUUGAUUUUUGUUCGUAUUUCACGCGUAAUUGUUCACACUCGAUUGGUGUGGCCGUUCGUAGAGAAAUACUGAAAAAUACUGAGCGAGGUAAUCAACAGCUGUUCGGCGGCGCAAACCAACCCUGUCCUCCCAGGGCUGCAUUAGCGGCGCAGAUUUUUCGGCGCGUGCAUUUUAUAAACAACAAUUUCGGCAAAUAACCAGGUUUUUGAGCAUGUUCGACGUGGAACCCAUUAUUGCCGACCACAAGGACGUAAUACACGAUGUGGUCUUCGACUAUUACGGCCGCCGUAUGGCCACUUGCUCCAGCGAUCAGACAGUAAAGAUCUGGGAUGAGGACGGGCAGGGCAAGUGGAGCGUCACCAGCAGCUGGAAGGCCCACUCCGGCUCCAUUUGGCGCGUGUCCUGGGCGCAUCCGGAGUUCGGCCAGGUGGUAGCCACCUGCUCGUUCGAUCGCACCGCCUCCGUUUGGGAGGAGGUGAUUGGCGAUAAGAUCUCUGCCAGCAAUACCCCAUCCCGGCGAUGGGUGCGCCGCACCACCCUGGUCGAUUCGCGGACCAGCGUCACGGAUGUGGAGUUCGCGCCCAAGUACCUGGGACUCCUGCUGGCCACCGCCUCCGCCGACGGCAUCAUCCGCAUUUACGAAGCCCCGGACAUCAUGAACCUUUCGCAGUGGCCCGUGCAGCACGAGAUCGCCAACAAGCUGCCGCUGAGCUGUUUAUCCUGGAACACGUCCACAUACAUGGUCACCCAACUGCUGGCGGCCGGCAGCGACGAGGCGGCCACGCCUACCGGGAAGGUGUUUUUAUUUGCGUACAGCGAGAAUGCCCGAAAGUGCGUGAAAAUCGACACUGUUAAUGACAUAACUGACCCCGUUACGGAUGUGGCCUUUGCUCCUAAUGCCGGAAGGACCUUCCACAUGCUGGCAGUGGCCAGCAAGGAUCUCUACAUUGUAAACCUGCGGGGCGUGACAGAUGCCACUGGCGUUUCGAAGUUGGACAUCCAGACUAUCAAAUUCAGUGAGCACAUGUGUCCUGUGUGGCGCGUCUGCUGGAAUAUGCUGGCCACCAUGUUGAUCUCCACGGGCGACGACGGCUGCGUGCGUCUGUGGCGGAUGAACUACAACAGGCAAUGGCGAUGUGCCGCCGUGCUCAAGGCGGAGGGCAGUGGACCCACCUACGAGCCAGCUCCGCCCACUCCGACCCUGGCCACCACAGCCUCGGCCACGGCCAAGUUCUACAAGAAGGGCACCAUCGGCAACCAGGUGCCAUGGCACUGAUCUUGUACUUAACAUUUAGAGUCCCGAAUAAAUUCCUAAGCUAAA
Molecule: messenger RNA, 1540 nt
Organism: Drosophila suzukii
Lineage: Eukaryota; Metazoa; Arthropoda; Insecta; Diptera; Drosophilidae
Gene: Nup44A
Product: nuclear pore complex protein Nup44A
Biological process (GO): positive regulation of TORC1 signaling; cellular response to amino acid starvation
Cellular component (GO): Seh1-associated complex; nuclear pore outer ring
Molecular function (GO): protein binding; structural molecule activity
Source: RefSeq, a predicted model, not a curated record